Penaeus monodon (black tiger shrimp) is the source of this 2881-nucleotide messenger RNA. RefSeq names its product serine/arginine repetitive matrix protein 1-like. Gene Ontology annotation, cellular component: mRNA cleavage and polyadenylation specificity factor complex. NCBI's taxonomy places the organism in Eukaryota, Metazoa, Arthropoda, Malacostraca, Decapoda, Penaeidae. The record is from RefSeq and is a predicted model, not a curated record.
GCCCCGGCGGCGUCAUUCGCUCGCCAGACAGCGCGGGAUUAGGACGCAGGGGGAGGCAGCUCCAAGAAUUUUUGUUUCCCCGCUUGCUGACUCGUUUUAAAGAGUUGAUCGUACCUAUUUUUUUGGCAAUAGGAUUUAGUCAACUCACCACUCUUUUUAAUUAUUACACCCCCAGAUUUGAUAACAGCAUUUGAAUUUUAAGGUUGGCAUGAGAUAAGCUCAGAAGGAUGGCCUCGGGAGGCUGUAGCCAAGGCAGCGUAAUGGAAUACGCGGCCAUGCUCAGCGCGCCCGACCUGGUGUCGGGUCUGCGCGACCUGCUGGCCGACCCGGACCCUCGCGUGGUCAAGCGCACCGUGCGGGUGUUCGCCAACGUGUACCGGCACGCGCUGCAGCUGCUGGCCACGGGCGAGCUGGACGAGGCGACAUUUAAGGGCGCGUGGCCGGCCGUUAAGAGCGUGGCAGAGCAGCUGAUGGCGCUGCUGGCUGCGGGGGAGAACGAGGGCAUCAUCAUUCACAUCAUCCGCUUCCUGGAGGCGGCGCUGGUUGCGCACCUCCUCUCCGACGUGUCCCGCUACCCCGACGUCGCUGCCCAGAGCCCCGAGAUGGUGGACCAGGGCGUGGCGGCGCUCAAAGGACUGAUCACCACGCCCUACGUGGGCGGCUCGGCCUUCAUCGUGGCCAUCCGCGCCCUCAUCACAGUGGCCUGCUACAAGCCCGACCUGUGGCAGCCGGUGACGGAACUGAUCGAGCAGCAGAUCGCGUCGCCGCCGCCCACGCUCUUCGACCACAACGUGCGGACCCUCCACAAGAUGCUGCAGAGGAACCUGUUCCGCCUGCUGCGCCGCACAGAGUCCAUGAGCCUGCGCGGCCGCCUCAUCGAGAUGAUGGUGACGGUGGGCGUUCCUCGGAGAAUGCUCUCGCACUGGGCGCCGCCGCAGGAGUCGAGGAAGCGGCCCGCGCAGGUGACCGCCUCGGAAGACGACAUCACAGGCCGCAACACGCCUCCCAGCAAGAGGCCCAGGGAAGACGACCUCGCGGACGCCGCGCCGGAAGACCAGCCCACUUCGCCGAGCGACUUCAGGGACAGCAGAGACCCCAGAGAAAGCAGGGACCCCAGGGAACACAGGGCCCCCAAGGAGAGCCGAGACCCCAGGGAGAACCGAGAGCCACGUCCAGGCCGAGACCCGAGGACGCAGAAGGCGGCGCGACCUCCUCGAGACCCCCGACUGGCUCUAGAAGCUCAGUCAACGCCCCCUCAGGAGGCGGAGCAGGAGGGCGCCCGCACGCCGCCCGCCUCUGGCAGGUCGACGCCGGAGUCGAAGAAGAGUGAGAAGAGUGACGUCAGCUCGCACUUCGAGUUCCUGAAGAGCCUGAUCACCAGCAACAGCGGCAAGAACUCCCCCGCGCCCUUCGCGGAGCGCUGCUCGCCCAAGGAGAGGGCCGUCUACGACCGGCUGGAGCACCCACAGGUGGUGGAGCUGGUACUCAGCUGCCUGGGGAACGUGCCAGACUCGCCGCCUGAGGACCUGGUGUUGCGUCUGCAGGGUCUCAGCAACGACGUGCAGGGAAUGCGAGAGCGCCUGGCCACUCUGCUGGCACCAAUCAUGCCCGACACCAUCAUGGCCCCGAGUGCCGGUGGCCAUCCCAUAGAAGAGGCGAACGCCUCCAGACCAUCGUCGGCUUCCUCGGGCAGCUCCACAAACGCCCUCUCUAGUUCCAGGGCGAGCCCCCCAACCCGCCAGCGCGAGCCCUCGCCUCCGUCGCCCCCCUCCUCGCCGCCCUCCAACCGCUCCACGCCCAGCGACGCCUCCCAAGAUGUGGACAUGCGGCAGCUGCUUGGCCACGGCUUUGGGAGCGGCGACGUCGACAUGAGGAGCGAGGCCAGAGCGCGGCCCUCCAGGGACCCCAGGGAAGGCAGGAAGCAGCAGAUGCAGCAGCCUCCGGCGGUUAACGUCCCCAGGAGCUCCAUCAUUGACCCCAGAAUAACGUCUGGCCUCGGCUUUGGGAGCGGCGGCCUGGGCCGGCAGGACCCGAGGUCCAUGAGCGGGCCAGCGGGGAUGAGUGGGCCCGUGGGAAUGAAUGGGCCGAUGGUGAUGGGCGGGCCAAUAGACCCGCGAGGCAGCCAGGUGGGCGGCGGGGGGUUAGGGGGCCCCAGUCUGUUUGGGCCGGGCCCUGGGAGUGGUCUGCACCAGAUCGGUGGCCUGCGUGCUCCCUGGCAAAAUGGCAAUAUGCAGGCCAACUCUCUAGCCAUGAUGAUGCACAGUAUCAAUGCCGCCCAGGCAAUUUUCCCUCAGGCGCCGCCCAUGCACCUAUAGCAGCCCCCGUGGAUGGGAGGAGGCUGGGACUAGGGCAGGAGAGAGACGAGAGGGGCCACAGAAGGCGGGGCAGGAAGGCUUCGCGACACCCGGCGCAGGCAGGACGCGCUUCCUGCCGACACUUCGAUACUCACGGAGACCCAUUCCGAAGGCAGCCUGCCGAAGACAUGCUGUACCGGACUACGUUCAUAUUAUUAUAGACUUAUAUACUCGUAUAUAUUUUCUUUAUAUUUAAUUUGGUUUUCUGCGGGUAUCUCCUUCCUAUCAUUUAUCACAUUUCAUAGUGUGUUUCCCUAGUUUAUUAUAAUAAAAUUGUUAUGUUCAGUGCUUAAGGAACUACACGGUAGUUCUUCAGAAGAAACCCUGAAACCUACCUGGCGGCGUAAAGCGUCGGAAACUCAAGGGAUUAGUGUACAUAAUAGAUUGAACAAAUGGAUGUACAUAUUACAUGAACAUGUGCAAACCUGGAAUGCUUGUGAACCGCGAAUGUUGCCAGUUAUUUAUGUUAUGAAUGUAAUCCUGUACAGAUGAUUUUUUUUACAUUUUUGAAUAUACAUAAAACAAUA